UUACUAAACGUCAAUUUAUAUUGCAUUAAAACGAUAUAUACACAGUAAUUAAAUUUAGGGAAAUCGAAUUAUAAGCAGAAUCAAAUUAUAUUAACAAAUUAAAAAUGGCAACUUUAGAAGACAAGUUAAUGGGUGAAAAAUUAGAGUAUUAUUGCAGCAGUAGUGAAGGUGAGGACAAUGAUGGUGAUGAUGCUGGCAGCAAUAAAAGGGGCACAGGCGGAAGUAAACAAGGGGCUGCUGGUUACACCGACCCCAACGUAUGUCCUCCAGCACCGGGAGAAGGAUACCGUUCUCAGGUUUCUACUAACACUGGACCUAAGGGUGUUGUACAGGAUUGGCAACGUUUUAAGCAACUUCAAGCAGAGAAGCGCGGAGAAUCUGAACGCCAGCGUAUAGAAUUGGCCAAAAAGCUGACCAUGACGACUGCAACUGCCAUGGAAGAUGAAGAGCGAAAACGGCAAGAGGAAAUCGAUGCUGAAUUAGAUGAACUCAUGAGCGAAGAAUUCUUACAACAAUAUCAAAAACAGCGUAUGGCUGAAAUGUUGCAACAAUGUGGUCAUGUAAAGCAAUUUGGAAAAGUUGCUAAUUUAACAACUCACGAUGAAUUUUUAAACUUUGUUGAAAAAGAGAACAAACACACCACCGUCAUAAUACAUAUUUACGAUAAGAACUUAAGCGCUUGCUCGACUCUGAAUCGUUGCCUUGAUACGCUAGCGACUGAAUAUCCGGCCAUAAAAUUUGGCAAAAUAUGUAGUUCUAUUGCUGGAAUGAGUCGCGAUUUCCGCUCUAAGGGACUGCCUGCUUUGCUAGUGUACAAAGCACAGGCACUAAUUGGAAAUUUUGUUCGAGUCACUGACGAUUUAUCAGAUGAUUUCUUCCCAUCGGAUGUGGAAAGCUUUCUGAUCGAAAAUGGCAUAUUAGUCGACAAAACACUGUAUAAUUAAGAAAAAAAUAAAUGAUGUAACUAGAAAAAAAAGCAUAUACAAUUUGAAUAGAAUGAUAAUUAAAGUAGUAUAUAUUUUGCGAUGUGCGAUAAAUCAGAAUAAAGUUCGUGCUAUGUGUAACGUCGCAAUCAUCGGCAGAGAAAAA
Anastrepha ludens (Mexican fruit fly) is the source of this 1089-nucleotide messenger RNA. Its product is annotated as phosducin-like protein. The record is from RefSeq and is a predicted model, not a curated record. The coding region runs from base 105 to 944 and encodes 279 amino acids. Gene Ontology annotation, biological process: regulation of G protein-coupled receptor signaling pathway. Lineage: Eukaryota; Metazoa; Arthropoda; Insecta; Diptera; Tephritidae. The transcript is spliced from 2 exons.